Molecule: messenger RNA, 1231 nt
Organism: Punica granatum (pomegranate)
Lineage: Eukaryota; Viridiplantae; Streptophyta; Magnoliopsida; Myrtales; Lythraceae
Source: RefSeq, a predicted model, not a curated record
CAAGCCAGCCCGAGAGAGAGAGAGAGAGAGAGAGAGAGAGAGAGAGGAGUGAAGAAACUCCGGUUGGAGCGAGCGCGAUGAAGUUCACGGACUCGCCGGUGAUCGAGCUGCGCGUGCGCGACACGCUCCUCUCCCUCCACCAGGACAACGGCUCCAUCCACGUCGGCACCUCCGUGUGGCCCUGCUCCCUCGUCCUCGUUAAGUUCGCCGAGCGCUGGGCCCACUCCCGAGACCCCAACCCCUACGCCGCCCUCCUCGACUUCCGCUCCAAGCGCGCCGUCGAGCUCGGCACCGGCUGCGGCGGCGCCGCCAUGGGCCUCUUCCUCCUCGGCCUCACCGACGUCGUCCUCACCGACAUCCCCGCCGUCAUGCCGGCCCUCAAGCACAACCUCAAGCGCAACAAGCCCGCCCUCGGCAAGGCCCUGAAGACCGCCGUGCUCUGCUGGAACAACCCCGACCAGAUCAAAGCCCUGAACCCUCCCUUCGACGUCGUGAUCGCCACCGACGUGGUCUACAUUGAGGAGUCGGUGCGCCAUCUCGUGUCGGCUACGGCGGCCCUCGUGAAGCCAGACGGGGUUGUCCUGUUGGGGUACCAGCUGAGGUCUCCGGAGGCGGAUAAGCUCUUCUGGGAGCUUUGCGAUGAGGCCUUCGACAAGGAGAAGGUGCCGCACGAGCACCUGCACCCUGAGUACGCGUACGAGGAGGCCGAUGUCUUCAUUCUAAGGAAGAAGAGGAAUCAUGAGCAGAAUUCGUGAGUUUGCUACCUCAGCUGUCUCUGGUUUUUGCUGCUAUGCUAUGUUUCAAUAGGCUAAGGCUUCGAGGAAUUGACAUUGCGACACGGGAUCUGCUUAUUCCUGUUUCUUGUCGUGCACAUGUUUUGGGUUGAUUCGACUUGUUGAUCGGACUGCGUAAGUCGGUAUGCGAGUGUGCAUAUCGAUAGCAAGAAGUGCUUGUAGCUGUAGGAUACAUCAUCUGAAAACCGACACCUUCUUUGUCUGAAAACAAUGAGAACUUUUGCCAUAAAGAUGAGUGACAGAAGGCUUGAUUAUGCUCGCAAUAAGCCAAUGUCAUGCUUAGUCUAACAGGAACUUCCGAUACUCGGGUGUAAUGCUUUCCCAUCCAAUUGUACCUUUUGAUUAGUGAUCAUGUAAAAUCUCUACUGUGUAAAGUACAUGCCAUCGCCAUAGAAGCCAUCCUCAAGUGUGACAGUAUAUGUGCCUUAGUUUAUUAA